AUGUACCUGCAGGCUGUCUGGCAGCUCGAUGACUGGCUGCUGCAGGAAGAGUGCCAUGAGAAGGAAGUAGAGCUCGGUGAUCUCUCUUACAUAUUGGGGCCAAUGACCAGUACCCAAGGACCUUUGCACUUAGACAUCAGUAUGCAACUGCGACAUAGCUGCAGGCCCGUUUACGAUAUUGUAAGGGACAAACCAUUAGGAACCAACUCCACUGCUUUGGUUGAAUGCCAGACAACCGUUGCAGGUGACUCCAUUGACUUGGCAGUACGCAAAAGACCAUGUGACCUGGGCAAUGCAGCAGUGGUCUACUGUCCUGUUCACUGA
Menidia menidia (Atlantic silverside) is the source of this 324-nucleotide messenger RNA. The record is from the annotation of a GenBank genome assembly. Lineage: Eukaryota; Metazoa; Chordata; Actinopteri; Atheriniformes; Atherinopsidae.